Molecule: messenger RNA, 2528 nt
Organism: Mucor mucedo
Lineage: Eukaryota; Fungi; Mucoromycota; Mucoromycetes; Mucorales; Mucoraceae
Exons: 4
Coding region: 169-2316 (715 amino acids)
Molecular function (GO): protein binding
Source: RefSeq, a predicted model, not a curated record
AUGAACACAAGCCAUGUUUAAAUACAAAACAAACACAAAAAAAAAAAAAAAAAGUAACGGUCAAGCAACAGACGAUCAUUUUCAAAAAUGUGACACUUGUUUUAUUAUAAAUAAGUAAUUUUCCCCUCUUGUCUUUUCUCUUCUUUUCUUUAUUCUCUCCUUUAAACCAUGCCUUCCACAUCUUUGUCACAUAUAGUUAUAGCUUCGCGACGAAUGUUUUCAAAACUCAAUCGUAAAUACUUUACACAUCACCAGUUUAAUAAAUCGACUUCAUCCAACUUAUCGUCCACCUUUUCAUCAUCCACAGUAUCUUCCAAUUCGCCUUCUUUUUCUACCACCAACACAAAGACAUCAACGAUUUCAUCUAGUAGCAUUGUGAGUAAGAGUAGUUUGAUAUCAAUGGAAGAUCAUUUAUCGCCACAAGACCUAUUUCAAAUGGCUGAAAAUCAUUUGUACGGACGUCAUAACAAAUCGCAAGACCAGAAAUUUGCAGUUCUUUGUCUUCAAGAUGCAGCCAAUCGAGGAAACCAUUCUGGAGCACAAGCCGUGCUCGGUUUUUGUUACGAAUUUGGACUCGGGAUUAGCAUCAACUUUCAAGAAGCUGAACGCUACUAUAUCAUGUCCGUCAAAACCGCAUUAACCGAAAAUAACAGCUCGCUUAAGGAUGAUGGCAUCGAUCUUUUACCCUUAAGUGACGCCACUUUAUUAGGCAUCGCUCGAUUAGCUUUUUUACGUAAAUACGGUCGACCCGGUGUGCAAAUCAAUCGCAUCGAGGCAGAAUAUUGGGAGUCCAAAAUUAAUGCCAGAGGUCCCAAUGCCAUCAACUGGAUUCGUCGCACAGCAACAGAGGACGGGUGUUCUUCUAGCCAAUAUUGUUAUGGCGUUUGCUAUCAUGACGGCAUCGCCGUUUCAAAGAAUGAACACGAAGCAUUCAAGUGGUACAAACUUAGCGCGGAGCAAGGCAAUUGUCGUGGUCAAGGAAUUCUAGGUUAUUGUUAUGGCGAGGGAUUUGGCGUAGAAAAGUCUGAAAGUACAGCCAUGGAAUGGUACCGCUGUGCUGCUGCCCAGGGGGAGACUGUGGCUAUUUAUAAUAUUGGCUACUGUUUCGAGGAUGGUAUUGGUGUACCGAAAGACCAUGCCGAAGCCGCUACAUGGUAUAUGCUCGCUGCAGAGCAGGGUAACGCUUUUGCUCAAAACAGUUUGGGAUAUUGCUUUGAGGAUGGCAUUGGUUUACCUCAAGAUAAAGUUAUGGCUGCCAACUGGUAUAGAAAAUCCGCUGAACAAGGUUAUCCUUGGGCUCAAUGUAAUUUGGGCUAUUGUCAUCAGAAUGGCAUCGGAGCCGAAAAGGACACCGUCCAAGGUGCAUACUGGUACGGUCAAGCAGCUCGUCAAGGCCAUGCAAGAGCUCAACAUAAUCUCGGAUUUUGCUAUCAAAAUGGUAUUGGCGUCACCAAAAACUUACAAAUGGCGGUCGCUUGGUAUACUAAAUCUGCCCACCAAGGAAAUAUCUUUGCUUUUCAUAGCUUGGGUUAUUGUUAUCAGAAUGGCUUGGGUGUAGAAGCUAAUCAACGUGAAUCUGUUUAUUGGUAUUUCCGUAGCGCUGAAUACAACCAUGCGCCAGCCCAGUUAUCUUUAGGUUUUGCUUUUAGAAACGGUAUGGGAGUUGAGAAGAAUGAGCAAGAAGCCGUCAAAUGGUUUCGUCUUUCUGCUAUACAAGGCAACCCUCUUGCACAAAAUAGCUUAGGUUUCUGUUAUGAAGAAGGACUUGGUAUCGAAAAGGACGCCAAAUUUGCGGCCUAUUGGUACUUGAAGGCAGCUAAGCAAGGCAACCCAUGGGCUCAGUGUAACCUUGGAUUUUGUUAUGCCAGCGGCAUUGGUGUUGCAGAGAAUGCAACCAAGGCAGUUUAUUGGUACCGUAAAGCGGCUCAACAAAACCAUGCUCGUGCUUUACAGAAAUUAGCAUUGCAUUUACAGGGUGGCAUAGGAUGUCAACAAAACCCCGAAUUGGCUGUACGUUACUUUGGUCUUGCGGCUCAACAGGGUCAGGUGGCUGCACAAUAUCAUUUAGCAUUGUGUUACGAAAAGGGUUUGGGAACUCAAGUUGAUUUACAAGAAUCUCUUGUCUGGUAUGAGCGUGCAGCAACUGCUGGUUGUAGAAACUCUUAUCAACGUCUUCGUCAGCUUUUGCUCCGCUACUGCCUCGAGAAUGCUUCUGCUGGUGAUAUAAUUCAAAGGGUUGACAAUGCCAAUGGCAGUUGGUCAAGUAACACACAUCCACUUGGCUGGAUAUCUGGUUUUGCUGCUCCUGCUGCAUAAACUUUUCUCAUUUACAUUUUAUUUUUUUUUACAUCAAGCAUUUUUCCAUUUGUACACUAGUUAAUAUUAUUAUAGACAAAAAAAGCAUUAUAUAUAUUUAUAUCCCUUCUUUACAUACCUUUUUUUUUUAAAAUAAAUAAAAAAAAAAAAAGGUCUAAUACAAAAAAGAAAGCUACACACACGGGGGGCACGUUUUUAGUUACCGCCUUGCA